Messenger RNA from Prunus armeniaca (apricot), 525 nucleotides. The record is from the annotation of a GenBank genome assembly. NCBI's taxonomy places the organism in Eukaryota, Viridiplantae, Streptophyta, Magnoliopsida, Rosales, Rosaceae.
AUGGUGAAGUCUGAUCCCGUAAGAUAUUUGCUUACAAGGCCGAUAUUAUCCGGACGCCUUGCACGUUGGUUGCUACAGCUGUCCGAGUUUGAUAUCACCUGCACCACUCCAAAAGCCAUCAAAGGGCAGGCCGUUAUUGACAUGUUGGCUCUAUUUCCCGAAGUUGAAGAAUCAACAAUCUCUAAGGAAGUUCUGGGGGAGCUGCCGGAAAUGGUUGCUGUUGUCACAGAGGCAGAACCAUGGACCCUCUACUUCGAUGGGUCUUCUACAUCGAAGGGUGGAGGGGCAGGUGUGGUGCUUGUCAAUCCCGAGGGGCAAGCCACGGCCCUCUCGUUUAAGCUAAAUUUCCCAUGCACGAAUAAUACGGCAGAGUACGAAGCUUUUAUUGCAGGGAUGUCUACAGCAAGGGAAAUGGGUGUCGAAAGAAUUAAAAUUAUUGGGGGAUUCAAACUUGGUGCUGAGUCAAUUACAAGGAAAUUUCGCCGUGAAGGAACCAGCAUUGGCACCAUAUCGUACAGCUGCUGA